CUCGACUGUGAUUACAAGGAUUUGAUGCUCGGUAAAGGUCGCUUAUACGACAAGUUCUCCAGAUUAGGAAGUCAACCAUCACUACCUGAACAAGAUUUUCUGUUAGCUUGCGAAUCGAGUUCUUGGCAAGGAUAUUUCGGAGGAAACCCCAGCGAGCAUGCUUCCGGGGCGAAUUAUCAGAUUUUCAAGAUAAUCGCCAAUAUAGCGGGGACGCGAUUAAUCAUAUGAUUCCCACGCAAGUCGUGUUAUGAUGUGGUCGACUCCCUUUUCAUUCUUCACUCACGUCAACGCGACAGAGGAAAAGUAUUGAAGUGUAGCAAUGCAGAAAAUGAAGACCUCCAAGAUCAUGUCGACCAACAAGAGAUCCGUCGGAGAGAAAGUUAGAACUUUCUUCCUUGGAGAAGGGGCCAAAACUAAGGAAGAAAGACGACUCGUACAAAAAAUUGACUUUUUUAUCUUGACAUACUGUUGUCUAAGUUAUUUUUUCAACUUUCUAGCCGCCUUUGCCAAUGCCUAUGUUGCCGGGCUGCGCGAGGCUCUUCACAUGUCAGGACAUGAUUACAACACUGUUCUUUCGGUCACAACUGCUGGCAUGGCGAUUGGUCAAAUCCCUCACGGGCUGAUUAUCCAAAAGGUCCCGCCAAGAAUCUGGCUUCCGUCAAUGGUUGUAGUUUGGGCUGCGUUGACCAUGAUCAGCGCUACAGUCAAGACCGUAACACAACUGUGUGUCGUUCGGUUUUUCCUUGGAUUAGCUGAAGCUAGCACAUAUGCAGGGACUAUUUACAUCAUUGGAUCAUGGUAUACCCCUAGCGAAAUUGCAAAGAGAACGGCCAUUUUCACUGCUUCUGGUCAAGUCGGUACCAUGUUCGCUGGAGUUAUGAUGGCGGCCAUCUACAAGGGCAUGGGUGGUCUAGGUGGCCUCGGAGGCUGGCAGUGGGUGUUUCUCAUCGAUGGCAUUAUCACUCUCCCAGUCGCAUUCUUCGGUUUUUACUACUUCCCUGAUAUUCCAGAGAACACCAAGGCAUUGUACUUGAGCGACUCAGAGAAGAAGCUGGCGGUCAGCCGCCUCCCGCCUAUUAAAGAAGGAGGGCAUAGUAUCAGUCCCUUAUCACUGAUGAAACGAUUGGUUAUGUCACCCACUUUCUGGAUUCUCUUAUUUUGGUCUCCAGUGUGCGCCACCUUGGAAGCUUGGGCAGUUCAAAACAACUUUCUCAUUUGGCUCAAGUAUCAAUCGUCCCAUUUCUCACAGAGCCAGAUCAACACGUAUCCUCUCGGAGUUCAAGCUGUUGGAAUUGUUUCGAACAUGUUUGCUGCUUGGCAUAUGGAUGUAACUGGCACCCGCAUUCCCAUGGCUACUCUGGCCAUCGUUCUACAGCUAGUCUGUGCCAUCCUACUUAUUAUACCCAAUAUUCCUUUUGCUGGCACAUUCUUUGCUUUUUAUCUUUCCGGUACUGCUUAUAUGGUCAACCCUCUCAUUUUUGGGUGGGCAAGUAUCAUCCUUCAGAGGAGUGGCGAUGACGCUGUGCGCAGCGUCACGGUUUAUUGCAUGAAUGUUGGGAGCUUGACUCUCUAUACGUUCUGGGGCAUCGUGUUCUAUUCUGCCGAUGAAGCACCAUACUGGCGGAAAGGGUGCAUAGUCAUGAUAGUUUGCUGCUUCGUCAUGCUUGGCUACAUGUGGGCAGUUUGGAAACUUGACAAACACACUCUGGAAAAGUUCGCCCAGCCAGUAUCACAAGACGCAGAGGCUGGGACCCUUGUGUCGGAACUUGUGUCUGGGGUUCCAAUGAGUGAAAGCAAGGAACUCCAGAAGAGAAUUGCCCCAGAAAAGGUGCUGAGCAUUUGA
Colletotrichum scovillei is the source of this 1843-nucleotide messenger RNA. Its product is annotated as major facilitator superfamily transporter. Gene Ontology annotation, cellular component: plasma membrane. Gene Ontology annotation, molecular function: pantothenate transmembrane transporter activity. Gene Ontology annotation, biological process: pantothenate import across plasma membrane. Lineage: Eukaryota; Fungi; Ascomycota; Sordariomycetes; Glomerellales; Glomerellaceae. The transcript is spliced from 11 exons. The record is from RefSeq and is a predicted model, not a curated record. The coding region runs from base 320 to 1843 and encodes 507 amino acids.